AUGGGAAUCUCGGCAAAAAAAAGGGCUCGCAUAUGCACACGAGCGGUUGAAUCUGCACAACUGCAAGCGCCAACGAACAGCACGAGCGCACAGGGUGAACGUCGUCGUGGAAAUGUGCUUGGCGAUGUUGUUGACCACCCUCUGUUACUACAGCAACACCACUACUUGCUUGUUCUCUUCGUGUUUCUCUUCUUUGCUCACGCCACUGCAGUGCGUCAGAACUGGAGCGACCGCGCACACACUCCCACCCAUCAAUACACAAUGACGAAGUCAACGUCUCUCAAAAAUGGUAACGGCGGCAAGCGCGCCAGCGAGGCGCCAUCGCAGAAGGUGGUGCUCAAGAAGGCCAAGGCAGAGGUGGCAGCCACGCUGCGCAAGUCGUCGCACGGCAGCCAGAGGCCGCUGAACUUCUUCUCCUGGCUCUUAAAGACGUCCCGCGUGGAGUUCUUCCGCAAAUACUUUGAAAAGAAGCCUCUCGUUGCUUCGCACGGAAAUUGCGAGUACUUUGCAAGGGGGCUGCCUGGUGUGGUUCCCCCGGUAGACUGGUCCACAAAGCGCAUGCUAGAGCACAUCAAGAUGCACCCGUCGCGCUACGGCACCGACCUCAACGUUGUCAAGUUCGAUUCCAAGCUGAAAAAGCGCGUCUCCUACAGGACGGAGGGUCUUGUUGAUGCGGCAGAGCUGGAGAGGUGUAUGAAGACAGGGUGGUCCGUUCGCUUUCUCCGACCUCACGAGUUCCUCGAGAGUAACUCUGCCUUCAUCGGGUGUAUGGAACAGGAGUUCAACUGCUACUGCGGCGUGAACAGCUACUGGACGCCGGCGAACAGUCAGGGAUUCGCACCGCACUACGACGACGUUGACGUGUUUCUUCUGCAGCUUGAGGGCGAGAAGCUGUGGCGCCUCUACGACCCGCCGGAGGAAGUCGAUGUGCUGACGCGCCACUCCAGCGAGGACUACGCCCCUGAGCAGUUGCCCACGCCAAAUCACACCAUCACCUUGAAAGCCGGGGAUGUGCUGUACAUGCCACGCGGUACGGUGCACCAGGGAAAGACCAACCUCAAGACACACUCGCUGCACAUCACUUUCUCAGCCAACCAGAUGAACUCAUGGGCAGACUUCAUGAUUCGCUCUGCGCAGUACACCAUCGAGACGCUUGCCGCCAACAAGCUGGAAUGGCGCUGCGCCCUGCCGCGCGAUGUACCACAGGUGAUGGGGGCGAUUAACCAUCCCGUCUUCCGCAACACCCACGGCCUUGCCGUGCUCAGCGAGAACCAGCAGGAGCGCCGCGCUAGUCUGCAGAAGAAGCUGCGCGAGAUGGCGGCGGAGGUGACGCUGCUUCUCACGGACGAGACGAACAUGGAUGUGUGUACCGACGUGUACGGCAAGGAGACAAUCCGAAAAAUGCAGCCACCCUCCAUGGCGUACAGUGGCGCGGCUUCGUCCUCAACAGGGCUUGACCACGCCUCCCACGUGCGCCUCAUCUCUCGCAGCUGCAUGCAGUUGUUGCUGAACGUGCCUGGCGAGGCGCGGGUUUAUCACAUUGGACGAAAUUCGGCCGUCUGCCUCGCUGGGGAGCUCGGCGAGCUGCGCUUUGAGGCCGAAUUUGCGCCAGCAAUUGCCACACUGCUAUCGAGCUACCCAAAGACAAUGUUAGUGGCUGCGCUGCCCUUCCCGGGCUUCGACGAUCCCGAGGAUGUGGCGGAGAACCAACUGCUGCUCGUUGAGACGCUGCGGGAUGCAGGGCUGCUGCACGUGGUGUCCUCUGCUAACGGUAACGCAUCGAGUUAG
Molecule: messenger RNA, 1788 nt
Organism: Leishmania braziliensis MHOM/BR/75/M2904
Lineage: Eukaryota; Euglenozoa; Kinetoplastea; Trypanosomatida; Trypanosomatidae
Exons: 1
Coding region: 1-1788 (595 amino acids)
Cellular component (GO): nucleolus
Molecular function (GO): histone H3K36 demethylase activity; histone H3K4 demethylase activity
Source: RefSeq, a predicted model, not a curated record